AUGUCCUUAUCUAAAGAGCACCUGCCGGUGGCCUCUACCGCCGGCCGACAGCCGAAAUGCACCCGGUGCCGACACCAUGGGAUCAUCGUCCCGCAGAAAGGCCAUGUGAAGUCCUGUCCUUUCGUCACAUGUGAGUGCUGGAAGUGCUACCUUAUCACACAGAGGACCAGGAUCACGGCCGUCCAGAGAAAUCUGAAGAAAGUCCCGAAUAAAGAGCAGCCACCCAGUGCGGUGAAACGGCAGGCUGAGGGGACUUUUACCAACUCGGCCCCGGAAGGAGGCGCUCGCCCGUCGGGCACAUACGGACUAAUGUGUCCUCCGUCAGACGGGGCCCCGGAGCGAGCCGCCAGCACCGCCUGGAGCCCUCAUGACCCCCGGAGCAGAGCCGCCGCGGCGGGAGGGGAGGAGGUGUCCGGUGUGGACAGCUGGAAGGUGCUGUCCUUCGCUUCCAGUGCAGAAGGACCAUGUCCACCUUUUGAUGGUCCUUACUUCGGUGAGUUUGGUCAGACUCUGCCUAUGAGCCACUUCCCCUUCAGGAUGUCCGCUCCUUUCCCCGGCAGAUAUGCUCCAUAUCCAAACCUCCUGUUCAACAUGCCCUGGCCGCCCCCCAUGCCUGCUGGGCUUUACAACGAUGGCAUGCAGGGACCCCCCCUGAUGUACCCCUACCUCCCUCCGGGCGCUGUGCACUACCCCCCUCCAGCAGAGCCGGCUGCUGAUUGCAGACAGGUCUUCUUCACCCUUCAACCGCUGCCAGAGACCCUCCAGGAGGGGCUGAUGUCGAGGCAGCCCCCACAGCCUCCUCUGUCCAAACACACGGAGCAGGACGCUAUAGCACACACAGAGAGAUAGAAGGUGGACUUUUUUAUAAGUAUCAAGGAUUUUCCUCAUUGGUUAGCAACAGUCCUGUUCAGAUUGCUGCCAUGAAUGGCACACUGUUGGUUGUGAUAUAUUCAUAUUUAAACGUGCCAUUGUUGAAAAAUACUGAUGAAAGUCACCCUAUUUUGUAUUGCUUAUUUUAUAAUAAAGUAAAGGGGAUUUCAAGUUGGUUGGGUUACAUUUUUUCACAUCAUUUUGUCCUACUUUUUUCCAUGCAAGACAGCAAGGACUUGGAUCCUAAUGCAGUUCAGGAUUUAAUCCCAUAAUGGAGGGAACAAAGGCAUCGAAUUUUGACAUGCCCCUUCAACAUAUCCAGCGACAAAUGACUUAUCCUCAGCUAAAAUGUAGUCACAUUUAAAAGUCAUAUAAACACUGUUUUCUGUUAUUGUCCAGGUCUGGAAAUAUGAGUUGACUCUCCUUAAAUUUAUAUUGUAGUUUUUCUUUUCUUUUUAGUUUAGGACCCCUAAUCAUGAA
Trematomus bernacchii (emerald rockcod) is the source of this 1350-nucleotide messenger RNA. Its product is annotated as doublesex- and mab-3-related transcription factor B1-like. NCBI's taxonomy places the organism in Eukaryota, Metazoa, Chordata, Actinopteri, Perciformes, Nototheniidae. Gene Ontology annotation, cellular component: nucleus. Gene Ontology annotation, molecular function: RNA polymerase II cis-regulatory region sequence-specific DNA binding; DNA-binding transcription factor activity, RNA polymerase II-specific. The transcript has 3 exons. The coding region runs from base 1 to 849 and encodes 282 amino acids. The record is from RefSeq and is a predicted model, not a curated record. Gene Ontology annotation, biological process: regulation of transcription by RNA polymerase II; sex differentiation.